Filobasidium floriforme is the source of this 2271-nucleotide messenger RNA. RefSeq names its product cytidylyltransferase family-domain-containing protein. The record is from RefSeq and is a predicted model, not a curated record. Gene Ontology annotation, molecular function: phosphatidate cytidylyltransferase activity. The transcript is spliced from 10 exons. The coding region runs from base 110 to 2149 and encodes 679 amino acids. Lineage: Eukaryota; Fungi; Basidiomycota; Tremellomycetes; Filobasidiales; Filobasidiaceae. Gene Ontology annotation, cellular component: endoplasmic reticulum membrane.
CCCCUAAAGCCGUCAGUAGCAGCAAACGGGAAUUGUAUAUCGUAGGAAUCUGACGACGCCGAUUCUCCUCCAAAGCAAACCCACCAAGCAGAACAGUCUAGCUGCUCAGAUGCCUCCCCGAAUCGCUUACGCCUCGCAGGGCCGGUUCGACCUGUUAGGCAUGGACGACGGCGCAGCGUCAGCGUCCGAAAGUGAGCACGAGGAUGAGCAAGUUUUUAGCCCUUCUACGGCUCAGGUGGCAGAGGAACCGGUCGUCUCGAAGAAAAAGUCGGGAAAGAACAAGUCCUCAGCAAACUCGACGCCUACAGUCGAGACACCCGAACCGGUCUUAUCGUUGUCCACGAUUCAAAAGGUAGAGGAGAGCGUAAAGGAAAAAGUGGAAGAGGUUGCCGCCCUGGCUCCUUCGUUGCCCGAAGUCAUCUCCAGCUUGACCGGCGACAAGCCUACAUCGGAACCCAUGGAAGCGCCUUCUAAUGGAGCAGGACAAGGAGUUUCUGCCACUGUUGAAACCACGUCGGCUGGGAGCUCCACCGCCAAGCCUACGAAAAAGGGCAAAAAGAGCAAAAAGACCGACCCAGCUCAGCUCCCCUCUACCUCGUUCUCCCCCUCGCUUCCUGCCUCGCUCCCCGUCCCAUCCUCUCCCAAUACUUCGGCUCAAUCCACCGACGACAAGACUACCGAGACGGAGAUCUUCAACUCGAACCACAAACGCCCGGCUCCUACCGAGUUCAACCUGGAUAACAAGGGAGUCGUGACCCCGCCUUCGAAAGGGGUCAAAUUCGAGGAUGGCUUGAGCCCGGGACAGGGAAAAGAGGGCGAGACGGUCAUCCCCGGUGUAGGGAGGUAUACCAAGGAAGAGCUCGAGGUCGUCAAGAAGAACCUGGGGGAGUUGGCCGAGGUCGUGCAGGGCAAGAAGAAGAGUAAUGCGGUCGAGAGGACCGUCUGGACCUUGAUCAUGAUCACCUUCUUUUUGGUCCUCCUCGCCCUCGGAUCACCAUAUAUGAUCCUGUUGGUCUUUGUCAUCCAGUGCCUCGUCUACAAAGAGGUUACCGCCCUGUUCGACCUGUCCUUUAAAAACGACACGACCGAGAACAACACCGAAGCUGGAGAUCAAUGGAGCAAGACGUUGAACUGGUACUUUUUCGUCGUCAGCAACUACUUUUUGUACGGCGAGAGUAUCAUCUAUUAUUUCAAACACAUCGUCUUUGUCGACGCCUACUUUUUGCCCUUUGCGCAGAAUCACAGGUUCAUCAGCUUUAUGCUCUAUGUAUUUGGCUUCAUGGGCUUUGUGAUGAGCCUGCAAAAGCAAUAUUUGAGACGACAAUUCGGUCUCUUCUGUUGGGUCCACAUGACGCUACUAUUAAUCGUCGUCUCGAGCCAUUUUAUCGUCAACAACAUUCUCGAGGGCAUGAUUUGGUUCUUUGUCCCCGCCUCGCUCGUCAUCUGUAACGACAUCUUUGCUUACAUUUGUGGCAAAACGUUUGGAAAGACGUCUUUGUUCAAGUUGAGCCCCAAAAAGACCGUCGAGGGUUUCGUCGGAGCGUUCUUCUGCACUUCGAUCUUUGCCGUCUUUUGGGGAACGUUCUUUAUGCGAUUCCCUUACAUGACCUGCCCCGCCCAAGACCUCGGCGUGAGCGCUUGGUCCGACAUUCACUGCACUCCCAACCCCGUCUUCCUCUGGACCUCGUUCGAAUGGCCCUCGUUCGUUCAAUCCGCCGCCCAGUCGAUCGUGGGCCGAGAUAUCCCUUCGAUCCCGUACGCGCCAUUCCAGAUCCACUCGUUGAUCAUGGCCGCGUUUGCCUCGCUCGUGGCGCCGUUUGGAGGGUUCUUUGCGAGCGGCUUCAAGAGGGCGUUUGAUAUCAAGGAUUUCGGAGAUAGCAUCCCUGGACAUGGGGGGAUGACCGAUCGCAUGGAUUGCCAAUUCAUCAUGGGCAUUUUCAGUGCGGUCUACUAUAGCAGCCUCAUCAGGGUCCACCACGUGACGGUCGGCUCGGUGCUUCAGACCGUAGUCAACUCGCUGACUACGGAGGAACAGUUGACGUUGUUGCACGACCUGCAGAGGUAUUUGCAGGGUCAGGGCAAGCUGGCCGCGGGUGCUGCCGGUGGUGCGGUCAAGGGCGCGGUCGAAGCUGGUGCUGGGUCGAUAUGAGGUGUAUGGAGGGGCGGAAGGUCGUCAGCAGAUCAGGUAUAGAUAGAGGGAGUGAGGGUGGCGACAUGUCUGUCAAGAGUUUCUAGACGUAGAGAGCACCGAUAAUAAUAUUGGAUCAGAAU